Cuscuta campestris is the source of this 1652-nucleotide messenger RNA. NCBI's taxonomy places the organism in Eukaryota, Viridiplantae, Streptophyta, Magnoliopsida, Solanales, Convolvulaceae. The record is from the annotation of a GenBank genome assembly.
GUCAAAUGGAUGGACGACUCAGAGGCAGUAAGUUGGGGUCAUCAAUGACAAGUCGGAUGAUUUUACUCACUCAUCCAGCCAGGAGUUGGAUCUUUAUGAUUUAAUUGGAACUCUAUUCCUAACCAAAGUAGUCUGCUUGUAAGACGUGCCUCAGCUAAUUACAAGUAUGGUGAGAAGGUGUCCUGGUCCGGUUGUAGUAAUAUUGUUCGCCCAACACCAGACCAAGAGCUGAGAGCCCGGCUCAUCAGUUGGAACUAUGUUCCUACCUAAAUAGUUGUCUUGUGGAGUAACGCCCAAGCGGAACGCAAGAUAAUGAAAUAUGGAUCUUGGCCCACUAGAGGUUUCGCCGGAAAUCUCCGAAUCAAUAUCGAGGGUUAUUGAUUUGUUAAAAAUAGUGGGAGAUAAUUAAUUAAAGGCCUAAUUAAUUAUUAAACAUGAUAGAUAACCUAGUUUGCAAAAUUUUCUGUAGAUGGCAAACAACAACAACCCUUUCAACCUGCGUUACAUCCUGGAAAACAACAAGUUAUCCGGGACCAACUUUCUUGACUGGGAGAUGAACCUCCGAAUCGUUCUUAACUAUGAGAGGAAACUCUACAUCCUCGAAAUGGAUCCUCCCAAGACCCCUAAUGUUAAUUCUCGUGCGUCCGAACUCACUUCCUUCAAGAAGUAUGAGGACGACGCGGGAGAUGUAAAGUGUAUCAUUAUGGCCAGUAUGACCGCGAAGCUCCAAAGGCUCCACGCGGACAUGGAAGUGCGUCCUAUGAUACAAUGCUUAAGAGACCUUUACCAGGGUAAACAGAAAGAAAAAUUCGCUCCUGGCGGCAGAUGGGGCGAGAUUGUUGGGAUGGAUGUGACAACCCGAUUCCGUGAAGAGGAGCGUGCUGAGUUUGUUGAAUUAAAGCAAAGAGAUAUGACACUUCCUGAAUACCGACAACGAUUUGUCCACCACGCUCAAUUUGCACCCACACUGGUGAGCAUAACGGCUGACUGCAUUGAGGAGUUUCGCAAAAGACUUCGACCUGAUCUCAGGCCGCACGUAUCUACUAUUCAAACUGUGGAUUUGAUUGAGGCGUACGACUUAAUCUCUAAAGCCGACAAAGAUCUAAGUGAUUACUAUGAAAGUCUUAAGACUGAGGUUGCCAACUCAAAUGUACAACCAACUACAAGUGGGAAGAGACCCCUGCAAGAAAUCGAUAGUGCCCUACACUCAAAAAAAGAGAAAACCAACGACAAUUCAAUCAACGUCAUCCAUGAACAAAAUGAGGGUGCCGUCCACACGGUAGCAUGGUACCGUGCGUACGGUAGGGGGUACCGUGAGUGGCGGUACCUCGGUACCGUGUAGCACAAAAUCUCCAUUCGAUUCUGGCGGCACCUGGUUAGGACGGGUGUGGCCAUCCGUUCCGGCCUACCGUACGGUACCUGGGUACCGUCUCACGGUAUAGGGGUACCGUGUAGGCGGUAUACCCUACCGUCUGGGGGUACCGUGCCACUGUCCUGAUUUUUCCAAAAUUCCCGUAAUCCUUCGUGUUUGAGUUUAAAACCUUUUGGAUAUUUGAAAAUGUUUAUGGGAUGGUUUUAAACAUAUUUUGUGAGUGCUUUUGAGCUUGUGAAUAUAGGUAUAUAAAGUCAUAUCCUUACAUUGGUUUCUACCU